CGAUGAUGUCGAAUAAGUUACUUGCAAAACACGGCCCACGCUCGUACUUUUGUUGAUAUCCCAGAAAACCCGACAGUUGCCCCCAUCACUCUCAAAUCGUUCCUGGGAUACAAUCCACCGUGGUACCAAACCUCAAAGUCAGGUCAGCAUCGUUAGCGAGCAAGCGGUAGAACAAUGCGCCGGAGUUCCUACUCACAGAGUCUUAACCUAGCGUUGUACGUUGCUUCUGUCGUUUGUUGGCCUGCCUAUCUGCAAAGUUGCGUUACGCGAUUUAUCAUUCACCGUCCUCGCUGUGGGUGGACAUUCACAAAUGGACCCCUUUAUAUGAGACCCUAGAAAGGACAUCUUUCUACUUCUACCUAAACCAAAUAUCGAGAGCCCACCUCAGAGAAGCCAUGGGCGACCGCAUCACCAGAUACCUCCAGAUUUCUAAAAACUGCUUCCUUUGCAAUAAGAACUUCUCUGCGGAGCACACGCCGGUCUCGCUGCUAGCAUGCGGACAUAUAUUCGGGCUUCGAUGUCUCAUGAUUUCCCUUCACGGAGGUGACGUCGACUUGGGCAACCUGUGGUCGCCUAUUUCUGACAUCAAUCCGAGCGGGGUGAAAUGCCCGGGCUGCCAGUGCCCUAUAACAAACAUCGACCACAAGCAAACCGCCAUCUCAAUCUUGAGAGAUAUCAGUAGCGACUUACCAGAUUACCAGACCAAGCUGAAUGCUUUCGUUGGGCAGCUGCGGGAGAGCAUCGCAAAAGUCGGCAUCGACAUCAAGCGAGAGAACAUGAUGCAGUUUCUCAAACAAUGUUAUACGAGCGACGGAGACGACAUUUUGCAGAAGGCCCUUCAUGAUGCCGCAAGUGCGGGUGAUUACUUCAGUCCGUUUCACGAUGCGAUUACCACAUCGCGCAACGGCAAUCCUGAGUCUAUGUCGUUUCCUUUAAUCCGACUAUGCUUCCUACUUUGGGAUGUCCAUAAUGUCAUCAGGAAGAAAACCAGUUUGAGUAUCAAUGUGCUUCUGUGGGAGGGUAAUCGCUGUCUUGGUGUCGACAAGCCUUUGGUUCAUUGGAAAGAUGUUGAAGACGCAGCCGAUCUAGAAGGCAAUCUACUUUUCCCACUACUUCAUUGCUUUACUAUGCUAGCCUCCCAAGCUUUAGCGCGAAGUAAUCUAAAAGACGUGUGGAGAGGGGAAGAGAGGACUGAGCUGGCGCGGAAGUUCGCCUGCGAGAGGAUUGGCAAGCACUUUGAGGGCAGACCAUCGUUGAAGUGGCUACAGAAGCUUGCAGUCGUCGUCGACGAGCUCAAGCGUCAUCAGUUCGAGAUGAGUAGGAAACCAUUGGUAGGUCUUGCCGCCGAGAAAGGGAUUGUGCGAGGUUGGUGGGCUAUUGCGAAGAUGGAAGCUGAAGACGCUACAGGUAGCAACUCACAAGAUGCUGAGAGUGGGUAA
Cucurbitaria berberidis CBS 394.84 is the source of this 1439-nucleotide messenger RNA. RefSeq lists its product as uncharacterized. Lineage: Eukaryota; Fungi; Ascomycota; Dothideomycetes; Pleosporales; Cucurbitariaceae. The coding region runs from base 396 to 1439 and encodes 347 amino acids. The record is from RefSeq and is a predicted model, not a curated record. The transcript has a single exon.